Molecule: messenger RNA, 228 nt
Organism: Aspergillus clavatus NRRL 1
Lineage: Eukaryota; Fungi; Ascomycota; Eurotiomycetes; Eurotiales; Aspergillaceae
Exons: 2
Coding region: 1-228 (75 amino acids)
Source: RefSeq, a predicted model, not a curated record
AUGUCCUCCGCUGAAGACUGCAUCAACGCCAGUGCCACACAUACCCCGGGAGUGUCAGAGCAAGGGAAACGCAGUGCCGCCGACAAGGACAAGCCGCAGCUUGGUGAAGGUCCCCAGGAUGUUAGUGAUGUGAUAUGCUCACUUGCUUUGUUCUACAUCCCGGAAUGGGAAAUGAUGGACCAUCUGGGGAAUGAGCAUGACUGGCUUCGCACUUCCUCAAUCGAGUGA